GCACGGCUGCGGGCCGCCGCCCCUCCCCGGGGAGGGAAUGGGGGGCUUCUGCCGUUGCCCAGGCUUAAUUGACUUGCUAGGUCACUAAUUUCGCUUUCGCGAGUGCCAUCCAUCAGCCCCUUUCCCCCCUUCCCCAAGAGGGACUAUCAGAGGCCCGGCACCAGCGAUGCCCCAAACCCUAGAAAGAUGAGUCAGCGCUCAGCCUCCCGCCGGCCCCAGGAGCCCAGCCGCGAUCUCCGCCGCUCCCCGCCCUCCGGCUGCGCUGCCUUGAGAAAACAGGGAGACCACACGAGCCAUGGCUGAGAAGAAGCAGUCUGGCCGGCAAGGCGAGGAGGAAGAAGUGCCAGCCUUCUUCAAAAACCUGGGCUCGGGCAGUCCGAAGCCCCGGCAGAAAUUCUGUGGCAUGUUCUGCCCGGUGGAAGGCUCCCUGGAGAACAAGACCAUCGACUUCGACUCCCUCUCGGUGGGCCGCGGAUCUAACAAAGUGGUGGCAAAGCAGAAGGAUGUCGCCCACUUGGGUCCGGAUGCUCAGUCUGUCUAUUCCAGACAGAGUGGGAAGGGAGGGGAACCAUCUGUUGAUUUCGGAAGAAAGGUGGAGAUAAGGAGUGCCACUGGGAAGGAGGCACUGCAGAACCUGAAUGACAAGAGCGACCGUCUUCUGAUCAAAGGUGGGAAGAUUGUCAAUGACGACCAGUCUUUCUAUGCAGACAUCUACAUGGAAGAUGGGCUCAUCAAGCAAAUAGGAGAGAAUCUCAUCGUGCCCGGAGGAGUGAAAACCAUCGAAGCCCACGGCAGGAUGGUGAUUCCUGGAGGGAUUGAUGUUCACACCCGCUUCCAGAUGCCAGAGCAGGGGAUGACUUCUGCUGAUGACUUCUUCCAGGGGACCAAGGCUGCGCUGGCUGGGGGCACCACCAUGAUCAUUGAUCAUGUGGUUCCUGAGCCGGGGACCAGUUUGCUGACUGCAUUUGACCAGUGGCGAGAAUGGGCAGACAGCAAAUCCUGCUGUGAUUACUCCCUGCACGUGGACAUCACCGAGUGGCACAAAGGCGUCCAGGAGGAGAUGGAAGCUCUGGUUAAAGAUCACGGUGUGAAUUCCUUCCUGGUUUACAUGGCUUUCAAAGACCGCUUCCAGCUGUCUGACUCCCAGAUCUAUGAGGUCCUGAGCGUUAUCCGGGAUAUUGGUGCCACAGCUCAAGUGCAUGCUGAGAAUGGUGACAUCAUUGCUGAGGAGCAGCAAAGGAUCCUGGAGCUGGGAAUCACAGGCCCUGAAGGGCACGUGUUGAGCAGACCUGAAGAGGUGGAGGCAGAAGCUGUGAACCGGGCAAUCACCAUCGCCAACCAAACCAACUGCCCUCUCUAUAUCACCAAGGUGAUGAGCAAAAGCGCUGCUGAAGUCAUUGCUCAAGCCAGGAAAAAGGGCACUGUGGUGUACGGGGAGCCCAUCACAGCCAGCUUGGGUACUGAUGGAUCUCAUUAUUGGAGCAAGAAUUGGGCGAAGGCGGCCGCUUUUGUCACUUCCCCACCACUGAGUCCUGACCCAACCACUCCUGAUUUCCUCAACUCCCUGCUGUCCUGCGGAGACCUCCAAGUCACUGGCAGUGCCCACUGCACCUUCAAUACUGCUCAGAAAGCUGUUGGGAAGGACAACUUCACCCUGAUCCCCGAGGGAACCAACGGGACGGAGGAGAGGAUGUCCAUCAUCUGGGACAAGGCUGUGGUGACUGGCAAGAUGGAUGAGAACCAGUUUGUGGCUGUGACCAGCACAAAUGCAGCUAAAAUCUUUAACCUGUACCCACGGAAGGGCCGCAUCGCCGUGGGCUCUGAUGCUGAUUUGGUUAUCUGGGAUCCGGACAGCGUCAAGACAAUCUCUGCCAAGACCCACAACAUAUCUCUGGAGUACAACAUCUUCGAAGGCAUGGAGUGCCGUGGGUCUCCCCUGGUGGUUAUCAGCCAGGGGAAGAUCGUGCUGGAGGAUGGGAAUCUCCACGUAACGGAGGGCUCUGGGCGGUACAUCCCCAGGAAGCCGUUCCCCGACUUCGUUUACAAGCGCAUCAAAGCGAGGAGCAGGCUGGCCGAGCUGCGGGGUGUGCCUCGAGGCCUCUAUGAUGGGCCGGUCUGCGAAGUGUCGGUGACGCCGAAGACGGUCACUCCUGCAUCUUCAGCUAAAACAUCUCCUGCCAAACAGCAAGCCCCACCCGUGAGGAACCUGCACCAGUCUGGCUUUAGCUUGUCUGGUGCACAGAUUGACGACAACAUCCCACGCCGCACCACCCAGCGCAUCGUGGCACCGCCGGGCGGACGUGCCAACAUCACCAGCUUGGGUUAAGGACCGACCCCUUCCGCCCGCCCAGCGGACCAGGGGAGGGGAUGGGGGCACCUGGAGACCCUUUUUGAUUCUUUUAGAGCCUGUGAUGGUUACUGCGGGCAAUGGGGGGGGCUGAAGUAACGCGCCUCUUUCGGUCCCCUCAGAUUCCCUCCUCAUCUUCACCAACCCCUCUCACUUCCCUGUCAGCCCCUACACGUUUAAAGAGAAAACAACCAACCCUGUUUUGACACCUCUGACAUGCAAAAGUAAAUGUGAAGAGGAUGUUUGAGAUAUGUGGCCUAUGUCCCAUUCAGCAUCUUUCUUUUAAUAAAGGAAGGAUAAAGUGAAUUUCCCCGGAGCUGCCUUUAAGACACAGAUGAAAAGAAAAAAGAAUAAAUAAAUUUUAAAUGUAAAAAAAAUAGCUUUUUUUUUUUUUUUUUUUUUUUUUUCCCCAAUGUCAAGCAGAAGAGUAGUUCAAGGGUUAUAAACUGGAUGUUCUUUAGGGUUCUGUGUUCCAGCAGCAUAGCUAGGAGAGCACGGAGGGCCACGAAUCCCAGUCUGGCACCGUUCCCCACCACCACCUCUGAGGCCACAGAAUAGCUGUUUGCUGCCAAGAAAGAGAACCAGGACCCAGCACUAGGAGCUGACAGAGCACAUGGCACCCUGCCAUCGGGUGAGCUAGAGCUGUUGGAGACUUUUGUUCUGUUGGGGUUUUUUUUUCCUUUUUUUUUUCCUUCCUGAUUCUGCUGCAAAUUAGGUUCUUGAGGAGUUUUUCCUUUUUUUUUUUUUUUUUUUUUUUUUAAUUUUAAAUGUCUGUGUGUGUUUUUAAUACGUUUGUCUCAUCGUGUUUACAAAGCCUUAUCUCAGAACUGGGCAUCUCCCAGUUCUCCCUGCUCCUUCCCGACCCUCAUUCGAGUUAUUGACCCCCACCAGUGUCACUGCCCCUUUGGUACUUUGGGUGCUCCUAGGAUGCAUCAUUCCAGCCUGUUCUUCCCGCUUUGCUGCAGUAGGAGGCAGCAGUGCAGGUUCAUAAGCUAUGAUCUUCACUUCAGCAUACUGGCUCUUGAGCUGGUGCAAACACUGGGGCUGCAGAGCUGGGCAGAGCCUCUGGAGAAGCUCUUAGCAGUUGGUUUACAGGUAGCAGUCAGUAAGCAGAGGGCCAUAGGCAACAGGCAGUACUUUGCCUGAAAGAUUUCUGUAGCAGCCACAUCCCCUUUCCUGGCCAUUAAUGAGUGGUUAUUUAAAACUCUGAGAGCUUAUCUUUAGCUCUUGUUGGAAGGCUGCUCUGUUGUGUGCAUGCCUGAGCAUCUGUGGCAAUUCCAAUUAGCGUCCAGAUGCCCAGCUGUUGUAACUGGGAGCCUCCAAGCAGCUCAGUGGGUCAACAGCAGCUGAGAAUCUCUCAUCCAUGUGCGAAUUUCACAGUCUGUCAUUCCUUCAGGGAUCUGCUUUGGUGCAAAUAUUCCUGAGAAGCCCCCGGCCCUGCUCGGGUACGUGCCUCAGGUUUGAGAAACCAGAAGGUAGGAGUGCUCCUCCAACUAAGCAUUGAUCACAGGAUCAUUUAAACCCAGGACUGAGAGGUCUUUUAGCGCUAGUAUUGGAGGCUCAUGUUUUCAGGUUUUCAGGACAUGGAGCAUAAAUCUGCACUGUUAGAGUCCCACUUACGCUUCGCUGGAGGGCUUGAUGGUCCCAAGGGCUCAGGCUGUCUCUGAGCACAGAGAGCUUUUCUACCCACAGUUAACAAAGCAUUACCUCCACUGUCUGUAGCCCUGGUGCUUGGCUGUGUCUUCUGCUUUCUCUUCUGUUUGUCCUUCACCAUGUGCAUGGACCUCAUUUUCCCUAUUUGUGAGCAUUUUCUUGAAUGGUUUCUUGUAAUGACAUACUAAAUAUGAGAAGGCUUUUAAGAAGCAACUACCAAAUUUGUUGUGAUGCAGUAGCAACGCUGGGAUUGUCAAAGGAUCUGGGAGCAGUGUAGGUACCCUGCCCCUCCCAGCACAAUUCCCAUAGGCCCCUUUGAACAUCAAAGCUAAGACAUUGCCAUACUCAUCCAUGCCUUUUGUAUCUAGGUUUAACCCUUGGGUGGUUAGUUUUGCAUAAGAGUUUGCACUUUGUGAAGUAAUCUGUGAGCAUAAUAUAUAUUGCAGCUGUCUUUCACCUAUAUGUUAAAACCAAUCUGAAUGAGUUGGGGAGAGAAAGAAAGAAAUUGGGAUCCGUGUCGAUUCUACAAAACACGCGGCUCUUCAGUAUUCACUUAAGUCUUCCUUUUAUUUUCCUUCAUUGACUCAUGAUGACUUUUGGAUUUCAAUUUGUUCUUCGAAAGAGUAAGGGAAAAAAAAAAGCAAGAAAAUCACAAAAAAAAAAAAAGAUUUUUU
Lagopus muta (rock ptarmigan) is the source of this 4674-nucleotide messenger RNA. It is a transcript of the gene DPYSL2, whose product is annotated as dihydropyrimidinase like 2. The record is from RefSeq and is a predicted model, not a curated record. Gene Ontology annotation, cellular component: cytosol; cytoplasm. Lineage: Eukaryota; Metazoa; Chordata; Aves; Galliformes; Phasianidae. The transcript is spliced from 16 exons. Gene Ontology annotation, molecular function: hydrolase activity, acting on carbon-nitrogen (but not peptide) bonds, in cyclic amides. Bases 296 to 2326 code for a protein of 676 amino acids.